Physeter macrocephalus (sperm whale) is the source of this 2597-nucleotide messenger RNA. Its product is annotated as copine-5-like. The transcript is spliced from 8 exons. Gene Ontology annotation, molecular function: calcium-dependent phospholipid binding. Gene Ontology annotation, cellular component: plasma membrane. Gene Ontology annotation, biological process: cellular response to calcium ion. Lineage: Eukaryota; Metazoa; Chordata; Mammalia; Artiodactyla; Physeteridae. The coding region runs from base 262 to 1182 and encodes 306 amino acids. The record is from RefSeq and is a predicted model, not a curated record.
AAGCCCUGCCUAACUCUUUUGAUGCUCACAACAGUCCUUUGGGGGAGGGUGUAGCUGAUGAUACUAUCCCAGUUUCCCAGAACUGGAGAUGAGUGACUUCACCAAGGGUACAUACCUGACAAGCAGUGGGCUGGGGUUGAAGCCAGGUUUCUCACUCCCUGUCCAGUACAGGUCUGCCUUUGUCCAGGUUACUCCCCUGCUGUUCUUCCUCUUCUAGGACCCAGAUCAACUUCACGGUGGCCAUCGAUUUCACAGCCUCCAAUGUGUCGGGCUGUGACCAAGUGGCCGGGAGCAAUCAAUGCCAAACUUUACACUGUUAGAAACAUCACAACCUUCCUUGGAUUCUGGACCCCCAUUAGCAGUGCUCAGUGCUCAUUUUUGUGCCGAUCGGAAGAUGCCCAGGUCUCGUACUCCACAGGGAACCCCUCGCAGUCCACGUCCCUGCACUACAUGAGCCCCUACCAGCUGAACGCCUACGCGCUCGCACUGACCGCCGUCGGGGAGAUCAUCCAGCACUACGACAGCGACAAGAUGUUCCCCGCCCUUGGCUUCGGGGCCAAACUACCCCCUGACGGCAGGGUAUCCCAUGAGUUCCCGCUGAACGGCAACCAGGAGAACCCCUCAUGCUGUGGCAUCGAUGGCAUCCUGGAGGCCUACCACCACAGCCUGCGCACGGUGCAGCUCUACGGCCCCACCAACUUCGCCCCCGUGGUCACCCAUGUGGCCAGGAAUGCAGCCGAGGUGCAGGACGGCUCCCAGUACUCGGUGCUGCUCAUUAUCACGGAUGGGGUCAUUUCGGACAUGGCACAGACCAAGGAGGCUAUCGUCAAUGCUGCCAAACUGCCCAUGUCCAUCAUCAUCAUCGGCGUGGGCCAGGCAGAGUUCGAUGCCAUGGUGGAGCUGGAUGGUGAUGACGUGCGGAUCUCCUCCCGGGGAAAGCUGGCCGAGCGGGACAUUGUCCAGUUUGUGCCCUUCAGGGACUAUGUGGACCGCACGGGCAACCACGUGCUGAGCAUGGCGCGCCUGGCCCGCGAUGUGCUGGCUGAGAUUCCCGACCAGCUGGUGUCCUACAUGAAGGCGCAGGGCAUCCGCCCUCGCUCCCCGCCCGCGGCCCCAGCGCGCUCACCCCCGCAGUCCCCCGGCCGCACGCCCCCUGCUUCCCCCCUGCACACGCACAUCUGAGCCUGGUCUGCUCAGAUGGCUGGGGCUUAGGCCAGUAGAAAAGGAGGUGGGGUACCCAGACCCAGCUACAGACCAUCCUGCCCAGCCUUUGGAACACGUGUGCCUGGGAGGCCCACAGGGGGUGGGGCUUCUGGAGACUCCUUCCCAUACUGCCCAAGCCCCUAGAGUUUGGUGAUACGGGUGGUGGAGGUGGGGAUCUGGGCCCCUGCUCUUCUCUCCUUUCAUUGACACCUGGUUCUGGACCAGCCAGGAAGAUGUUAAUCAGGAUGACUGGGGUCCCGCUCAGCCCACCUGAGCUAUUACCUGGGUAAUCCCAUCUGCUCCUAUAUCACCCUGAAGCCUGGGCUAAGCCUCCCACCUCCAGGCCGCCUUCUCCCUCCCCUCCUCCUGUGGUGUCUACUCCUAUACCUGGCCCCUGACCCCCACGCAGUAUCUAUCCUGUCCCAUUUCCAGUGAACCCUGUGAGGCUGCUGGGUUUGCAGGAACGCCUGAACAUGUGACCCCUCCUUGGGACCCUUGCAUAUGCAGUGGGAGUCCUACAGACCCAUGAAGGGGAUGCUGUGAUAGUGGAUGGAGGCCACAUGGUGGGCAAGGAAUGGAGGCUUUUCAGGCACAGAGUCGUUUCUGGUGCCUCUCAAGCCCGGUAUGACGCUGGUUCUAGACACACAGAUCCACAAGCCUCUCCCUGGUCUGGGCCCGUAGGUACCUCCGCAGUUGGCUCCUGGCUCCAGGAAUCCCCUUUUCUCCCCAGAGACUGCCCAGGGUCCUUGGGGCACGAUCCUCUGCUGCCCACCUGGAGGCCUGGGCAAGGAGCAGCCCAGCUCCAGCACUCCCACACUGCCCCUCUAUCCUAUGGGGAUAGGGGAUGGGAGUCCUGGGUUCAAGUACUGCCUCCAGCCCUUGCCGGCUGUGGGAACCUGAGCAAGGCCUUUCUACCUUCUGGGUCUCAGUUUCCACAUCUGUAAGGCAAGAGGGUUGACCAGAUGGCCCUGGGUUUACCUUCAGCUCUGAUACUCUGAAAGUCCACAUUCAUCCCACGCCCAGCUUCCCCCAUCCCACUCCUCACCAGUGCAACCCCUUAAGGCCGUCUUGGCUUUUAGGGUCACCCUGUUCCAUCCCAUCACCCCAAAUCUACCCUUGUCCUUCAGCCUUGGGCUCUGGCAUCUGAGCCUGAGCCCUUGCCCCUGCUGUGGGAAAGGUGAGAAAGAUGAUCUCACCCCUGGGACCACCCAGCUGCCCAGCCUUUACCCACAUGGUCAUGCAUGCCAGUCCCUCCUGCCGCAUGGGGCUCCUCAGCCCACUGAACCUCCCGUUCCUGGGUGGAGACCAGGCUCCACCCUGUCUGUUGCCAGACACUGCUUCCCUUCCUGUCAUGCAUGAUGAUGGUGUUUCUAUGCUGUCUGGUCCUGUGCCUG